UAAAAGUAUUGCCAGUUAAAUAAAUCAAACCAAAAAGUCAAAAAUACACCAGAAAUUAGUUAAUUGUUUAAUUAUAUAUUGUUUUCCUGGCAUGGUAAUUAGUUGGUAAGCAGAUAAAUACUAAUUCAGACUUUGAAUAUACUGGCUUUAUGUUUGACAAUUUUCUUUUGUGAAUAUGUAAACAUGAACAUAUAAAGUACAUAUGCCAUACUUAAAGAGAAAUGAAUUGCACCGUGUCUGUUAUUACAUCUUUCCUGGUUAAAAACCAAAACGGGAAGGAGCGUUCAAGUGAAAGAUUUCUAAUUCACGUUUAUUAAAAGAGUUACGUGAGUUGCCCUUACGUCACAUCCGCCGUCUGAUAUUCCCGGAAGUAAACCAAAAUAAAACUGCUUCGAAGAUGCGUCGCCUCACCACAGAAGCUUCAGCUGUUUGUUAAAGCUGGAAAUAAACUCCUCGUGAGUGUUUUUUUCUCUCUCAGUGGGAUGUCGUUCCCUUCCUCUUUCGGUACGCAGGUCGCAGCCAUCAUGGACGUGUUGGCGAAGGCUGCAGUGGCCGAAAUAACGAAACUGGUGGAGGACGGGACUGUGGUCCUCCGCCUGGAGAUGUGCCAGAGGGACAGUGAGAUUCAGGAGCUCAAAAGAAGUUUGAAGCUGAUGGAGGUUGAACUCUACAAAGCUCGAGAAGCAGCUACCAGCCGAAAUACUGAGGACACCCUGCAGCAAACAGCAGCCGGAAAUCAGGUCCCCCAAAAAGACGAAAAAGAAGACCAGGAAACAUGUGUAGCGUAUCAGGAACCAAUUACUGCUGAUUCACUCCAUGAGCCUCGACGUGAAACAGGGGAGAGCUGCGACACGGGGCCUGUGGUGAAACACGAGUCGGUGUAUGAACUCACCGCCCAGGAAACGACAGACAACACUGCAACAGCAGACGUUUGCUUGGAGCCGAGUGAGCGAGAUGACCCCAUCUGGCCUCCUCCUGCUUGUAGCAUGUUUGAUAAAAGCCCUGUUGCAACACAGCAGCAUGUGCAGCUUUUCUCCGCUCACACAGAGCAAUAUGCCGCUCAUAGAAAUACAGAAAGUUCCUAUAACUCUAUAUCAAUGGGCGCAGUGGAAAGCGCAGAUGAUUCCUUAAGUGUGCCGAUAAAAGUAGAGGUGGAGAUUCGACCUGUGUGCAUGGGAAGUAACGCAUUAGAGCCUGUUCAGGUUGAACAGUUCAGACAUGCUUCACAUCCUGCAGUCACUCAGGACCAGGGCUUGCUUUCUGCUUCACGACAGGCUGGUCCAUCACUAGUCCUCCCUCAUGCUCAGAGGUCUACAGCAGAUACAGCCACACCAAACACAAGAGAUCACAUCCUCAGUAGAAACAACCUGAGAGCAAAGCGACUGAUGAGCAUAUGGAGAACAAAUCAGAAACUCUUCAUCUGCUCGGUUUGCAACAGGGGUUUCCCCCGCUUGUCUCAGCUGGAAGAGCACAAGACCACCCACCAAACCUUUAAGCCUUAUAGAUGCCUCGAGUGCGGCAAGUCGUUCACCCAGAAGACCCGGCUGAAGACGCACCAAAGCGUGCAUACUGGCGAGAGGCCCUUUAGCUGCAAAAUCUGCGGCAAGAGGUUUUCGAGGCAGGACAACUGUCAGAGACACGAGCGCUUCCACAGCGGGCUGAAGCCGUACAGCUGUGGACAGUGUGGUAAAAGCUUCACUGUGCAGGGGAACCUCAAAAUACAUCAAGAGAUUCACCUGCAGGGAAGAUAGCACUCACACACUGGGGCUGGGGGCAGGAAGUGGAGAUGCGUCGUCCAUCUUUGUAUACAGGCCAGGAUCGGGAUGUGUAUGGUGCUGCAUCAUAUUGACUGAUCAUUGUGUUUUCUUACUGUGCUAAAGUGUAAUGGAGUCAUUCCAGUGCUUCAUGUGCUAAUUUACCAUGAUGAGGCAGGUUUCAACAUUACAUAACAACGGCCUGCAGCAGAAACGUCAUUGGACACCUUACCAUUAUCAACUGGAUUACCAGGUGGCAACAAUGAUAAUGGAAAUUAGUGAAAAAAAAUCUUCCUUCACCAUCAUGCACUCCUAGUCUGAACAACACCGCAAAUAUUGUCACAUUUCUGGACAUGAGUUAUUCUCCACCGAGCUGCUGUGGUCCACAGUUGGUUCAUUCUCCCCCAUUACUCCCAGUUCUUGAAUCCUGCGGAGGAUCUCUGCGAGGCGUUUGAAGGUGUUUAAUCACCAGCACCAGCAGUGUUUUGCUGGUUUGGUUCAAAGGGUUUUGGUUAGUGUGUAGAGAUUUGCAAAGAUGACAGUGUUCAAAACAUGCAUGAAGAAAGGCUUCUUUUAACAGUGUGAUACAAAUAAAAUAGGGCUCCAGAUGACAGACUCACGGUAAAAUGUUUUGAAAAUGUGGUGGCAAAAAAGACGAAAGAAAAGAAAUGUGUGAUAUUUACCCACCAUACCAGUCACCAUACCAUUUAUUUUAAUCUGGGCUCAUAUUACAAUGAUUCCGGUUAGUUCUACACAGUUUCAGAAAAACAGUAUCAGCUCAGUAUGGACAGAUAUCCUCUCUUCAGAUAGGGUAUAGAAUCAGGAUUGGAAGAGGAAAAGUGAGAUCAACACAUCCCUAAUAUUUCCAUUUUUGUCAUAAUCUGUACUCAGUGCCUUAGAAAGUUUCUAGUAUCCACUUACCACACCUUGAGUACACACAAGUGAUGUUUAUUCAACUAAAGGGGUGCGUGAGUGUGUCUAUGCAACACUUUGUCUUUCAACAUAUACCUUAUCUUAAGAUUUUAGGUUCUCACUUUAAUUUCAUGUUUCAUAUUACCCCUGCUGGAUAUUUGUAUAUGUACUUAAAAAAUUGUCUAAUCUACUGUAUAACUGAAUAUAAGUGUAUAUUUAUGUUAGAUGUACACACGUUGUUUUUCAAAACUAACUAUUUAUGUACUUUAAACGUUUGUAUUUAUUAGUUGAAAUUACUGUUUCUCUAAUUUAUUUUCAUUUUUCUUUGCUUGUCUUUGUUUUGAUUAUGAGCUUUGUAAAUUCCGAGUUAUGAAUAUGGUUGUAUGUACUCAAUAAUUUUUUGUUGGAGUAAAAUGGAAGGAUUCAAAAUAAUGAAGCAAGUUAAUGGUUGUCUAGUAACAUCCAUUGUAUUUCUGUGUCAGGUGACUUUUCAUACAUGGUGUCUGUAAGUCACUUCAUCAUACUGUUGGUUAAAGGUGGCGUGAAAGUGAUGGUUUUGACAUGGUGCCAUAAUUGGCCUGUAGACCUAUCCAUAUUUUGAGCACUUUUAGGACGUCUUGUUCGAGUUGGCUUAAAAGUUCAACUUUUCAUUGUUGACCUUUGAAACAGCAGUUGACAAAACAAUCUUCUAUUGCUACACUUGAAUGUUAAAGCAAUAUUAUGUAACUUUUUCUGACAAAUAAUUACAGACCUUGGACUUUUAUUAACAACAGUGGUGUGGCACUCAGAAACUGUGGGGGUACCAAAUCA
This is a messenger RNA of Acanthopagrus latus (yellowfin seabream), 3476 nucleotides long. Its product is annotated as zinc finger protein 594-like. The record is from RefSeq and is a predicted model, not a curated record. Lineage: Eukaryota; Metazoa; Chordata; Actinopteri; Spariformes; Sparidae. Gene Ontology annotation, molecular function: DNA-binding transcription factor activity; RNA polymerase II cis-regulatory region sequence-specific DNA binding. The coding region runs from base 483 to 1751 and encodes 422 amino acids. The transcript is spliced from 2 exons. Gene Ontology annotation, biological process: regulation of transcription by RNA polymerase II.